AUGAUUCUAAUGGUGGUGAUUUUCCUGCUGCUUCUGUUCUGGGAAAACGAGUCAAAUGAAGACAUUGUGAAGUCGACCUUAGAGCACUUGCACGUGGACUACCCUAAGGAAGACCUCAGAAGGUACUGCAAUGCCAUGAUCUUCCAAAGGAUCAUCAGGGAGCCUGACAACUCCUGCAAGAAGGAGCAUGUCUUCAUCCACGAGAGGCCUCGAAUCAUCAACAGUGUUUGCAAUUCUCCCAAGACAGUGGCUUGCCAGAACCUUUCUACCAUUUUAUGCUUCCAGAGUGAGAUAAAGUUCAAAAUGACAGUCUGUCAGCUCAUAGAAGGUACCAGAUAUCCCGCCUGCAGAUACCACAUCUCCCCCACAGAAGCCUUUAUCCUUGUCACUUGUAACAACAUGGGGUCAGUUAAUUUCCAGGGAUAUGUCAGAUAACUUGAGACCAGCCCCUGAGUCUCUUCCCUCUCAAGGGUGUGGAGCUGGUUCUCAGGCACGCUGGGUUGUAGAC
Molecule: messenger RNA, 508 nt
Organism: Condylura cristata (star-nosed mole)
Lineage: Eukaryota; Metazoa; Chordata; Mammalia; Eulipotyphla; Talpidae
Gene: RNASE12
Product: ribonuclease, RNase A family, 12 (non-active)
Exons: 1
Coding region: 1-435 (144 amino acids)
Molecular function (GO): nucleic acid binding
Source: RefSeq, a predicted model, not a curated record